Messenger RNA from Ostreococcus tauri, 3033 nucleotides. RefSeq names its product Regulator of chromosome condensation, RCC1. Bases 1 to 3033 code for a protein of 1010 amino acids. NCBI's taxonomy places the organism in Eukaryota, Viridiplantae, Chlorophyta, Mamiellophyceae, Mamiellales, Bathycoccaceae. The record is from RefSeq and is a predicted model, not a curated record. The transcript has a single exon.
AUGGGGGGGCGAGACGACCCGCGAGCCGCGCGUUCGUCGCGCACGGCGAGAAACGGGCACGACGACGACGACGACGACGACGACGACGACGACGGACGCGCAUCGAGACCCAGGGAAUGUUCCGUGGAGGAGGAGGAGAAAGAAGAGGCGGAGACGGAGCUCAACGCGUGGGGGAUCCCGGUGCGGAGGUACACGGAGGAGGACAUCAUGAGACAAAAGUUUGUGGAGACGAUUCAUCGCGUGGAGUGGCGAGACCGGCGAGGGGGGGGAUUUAGAAAUCCAGACGACGUCGAUGAGCUUCGAUGGAACGAAUCGGACGAUGAGAAUGACGAGAUGGAGCUGGUGAAGAUUAUCCGAAGGAUCGAGGCCGAGAACGAUGGUGAACAGGACGAGGACGAGGGAACGUCGUCGGCGCGGGACGUCGUCGGCGAUUCGGCUCGGGCGGAGACGGAGGACGUGACGAGGAGAAAUCGUGAACCCGGGGCGUAUCAAACGUUGUUGUUUCGAGAUCGUGCCACCGAGGCGGACGCCACGGCCGAGGAGAGGGCGCAGUAUUUCGAGACUAGGAUGAAGAAUAUGCGUGGCGUUCCGCCAGAUUUGCACCGAUUUGUCAAGCCCGUAGCGAUAGAGCUCCCGAUCGGCUCUCGAGUGAAAAAAGUGUCGGGUGGUGAUGAUCACGCGCUGAUAUUGCUUGAGUCCGAUCCUGAAGUCUUGGAAGUCAUCGAUCCGACGUACACGGAGCACGAGGGGAGAGUGCUCGUGAUGGGCUCGGACGAGUUCUCGCAGCUCGGACUCUCCACGUCCACGGCGCAAGACAUUCCAGUGGCGCUGGACACGCUGGGCGAGGCGCGAGCGGCGGACAUCGCCGCGGGGGCGAAACACUCGGUCGUUGUCACCUUGGCUCAGGAGUGUGCGACUUGGGGUAAAGAUACGUCGGGGUGCACCGGCCACGGCUUAAGUGGGACGAACCGCACACACGACGUUCCGCGGUGGAUGUACUGGAUGACGAAUGCGACGACGAAAGUGGUUUCGUGUGCUGCUGGUGAUGCGCACACCUUCCUAAAGACUGCGUCGGGUCACGUUUAUAGCUUCGGAUCAGGGACUUACGGCCAAUUAGGACACGGAGAUGGCGAGACCUAUGCGAAACCAAAGCUCGUCGAGCCGAUCUACAAGCUGAGUGUAUCUUCCAUUGCUUGCGGAGGCAACAGCACCCUCAUCCUCACGAACGAUGGUUUGGUGUAUGGAUGCGGCUCGAAUAGUCACGGACAGCUCGGUUCUGGCGAUUUUACGUCCGUUUUUCUGCCGAGACGAUUGGCGCACAAUGAACUUGUUGGUGGAGUGCCGACGACGAUCGACAUCAAAGAAUUGUAUAUGGAUUCUCACGACAUCGAACGGCGUUUUGUUGAGGAAAUGGCCGCCUUGACAGUAAAAAGCGACUCUAAAACGCGCACGACGGAAAAUAUCCAAAGCAAAGUGGUUCAAGUCACGAUGGGAAAGGCUCACACCGUUCUGCUCUCAGAGCGAGGACGAGUUUACGUCUGCGGCAGGGGCGAUCGUGGUCAGCUGGGUUUAGGCACAACCGAGAAUCGGUGUUCAGUGACCCUCGUGUCGUCGAUCGUAAACGUAAGGAUCUCUCAAAUCGCAGCGGGUGAAGCACAUACCGUCAUGAUGACGACGUUAGGAGACGUUUUCGUUUGCGGUUCAAAUGACUUCGGACAACUCGGGGACGGUUCCGUGAAGAGUUGCAGUGAUCCGCAGAAGAUGCAGCCUACGAUAUCGAUGACCGAUCGAGUGGCGUUGAAGAAGUCAGAGAUAGAUGACCUUUUACGUCAUCCGCUGUACGGAAUCCAAGCAAAGCAGGUCUACGCAUCAAAGUCCUCGACGUUUAUCGUUACUCAGGACAGUAACACGCUGUACAUAUGUGGAAGUGGAGCGUUUGGUCACCCGACGAACACCACCCCGACGAAUCUGUCCGCAUUGACUCAAGAGCCCCUCACGAAGUGGAACGAAACUCAAGUGCUUGUGAUGGGAUCGACUUUUGCAAAUUUGAAGCUGGACGAGCACAUUUUUAACAACCUCGUGAAGCAAAUGGUGAUGUAUGGGCCGUAUCCGGAACAUGUUCUCGCGCACGUCUUCAAGACUGGGUUCGAAGAAAUACUCCUGCAUCCUCACAUGUGCAGCGUAUACGUAAAUAUGAUCAACGCGAUCGACAAACACAGUAAGGGUUGUACAUCUCUUUCGUUUCGGCGGGUCAUCAUGCAUGGGAUAGAGGACAUCGGUGUCCGAUUACUGAAGUGUCGAAACGAGGCGCAGCGUCGUCGUCUCCUCUCGCAUCUCGGACCCGUUUCUUUCCAAAAACUACAAAGCAGAGAUGUAAAAUUUGAUCUCCAGAAGAAACUGAACAGUUUCAUCAUGGAUAGUGCUGGAUACGAAGAGUAUGAGCUCUUCAAGUCCCACUGUAUGACGUUGAACCGUUUGGUACGAGAACUUGAAGAGGCGAAAAUUUUACUCGCAGAAGAUCUCGACGACAUGGCCUCUGGAUUCCUCGGGUCUGCGCACAGUAUAUCGCUAAUCGAUAGUGUAGAUGCCGGACACAAAGUCGAACUGUUUAAGGCCAUCGCAAAUGUCAAGAAGAAGGCGAAGGGGGCGCUGGAGGUUGAUCGACACACGGGCAACAUGCGAACAAAGGAGCGCGUGCCCGAUCUCCUGUCGACAGCCGCGGAAGAAGCAUCGUGGGGAUCAGCGACGUAUGGAAGGGAGGAUCCAAACACGUGGAAAGUAUACAAAGAAAAUUCACUGAAAGAAAGAGAAUUGAAAGCACUCACGCACGGUAUUACGGCUGAGGGGAAGAAGAGUGGAAACAAGGUGAGCGUCGACGCCGAAUCAAUGCUUUCCGCGUCGACGAGAGCUGUAAGACGAGUCAAGAUCGCUGAUGGGCCCAUGAAGGAUCUUCAUCAAACGUCUCGGACCUCAAGUGUAGCAGAUAUAGUAAGUAGACUUAGGCAGAAACAGUACGCUAGCGAAUAUUUUUGA